This is a messenger RNA of Aspergillus tanneri, 1233 nucleotides long. RefSeq names its product DUF4129 domain-containing protein. The record is from RefSeq and is a predicted model, not a curated record. NCBI's taxonomy places the organism in Eukaryota, Fungi, Ascomycota, Eurotiomycetes, Eurotiales, Aspergillaceae. The transcript has a single exon. The coding region runs from base 1 to 1233 and encodes 410 amino acids.
AUGGCCUGGAAUUUCUACCGCGUGCUCAACCACACCGUCUUCACCGUGCUCUUCGUGAUCCUCUUCUGCCUGGUGAUCUUGACCCCCGCCGACGCCAUCUAUCAAUGCUACAUCACCUCCCGACUCACCAACAUCUUUAUCAUCACCGGCGGAUACGUCGUGACCAUUCUUCUGGCGGCCUUGAUCUAUGCGACGCGGAUCUACACCAACCGCACCGUCCUCUCGGGGAUCCCCAAGGCAUGGAUCCCCAUCGAGAAGGAGGAUGUCGGCAAGGGUGUGCGGCGCUUGGUGAUGGAGGGACUGGCUCGCAGCGCCAUCGUGGCCUACCAGGCUCGGCCACGAGACAUGGCGGCCGAUGGGAACCGUUUUGAUGACUACCCGAUGCUUGUGGUCGAUCGCGACCAUCCACCCUGGGAACACGUCGAGCACCCAGGCUGGUCGUCCCCGUCGUCUACCGAUCUGCCCGAUCUGCCCUACAAGACUGUCAUUCAGGAGUUGCCAAAUCUCAUCGAAGCCAAGGCGGUCUCCCUUGCGCCCCCGGAUCCCCUUUUCGCCUUCAACCACGCUUCUUCUUCCGCCGACGUCGAUCCUGCCCCCCCGGAUACGCGCGUAGUGGAAGUCAUGCGGCGACCAGCUUCCAUGGGACUACGGGAGUAUCUACAACAUCUGGCUGGAUUGGAUAUGCUCCAUCCACCGGAGAUUGGAGCAGAGUUUCUCGCCCUCUACGAACGUGCUCGCUUCUCGGCGCACGAGCUCUACGAACACGAAUUCCACCAGUUGAUGCAUGUCUUUGCGGAGCUCUUGCGGGGGAUGAAACUCGAGGAUCCUCAGAUCCUGGGAACGGUCGGAGAUGACAGUUCCCGCGGUGCGAGUGAAUCCAUCAUCGGACCGUCGGACGAGGAGGGUGAGACCGAUACGAUGGACUUCCAUGACGACAGCGAGGCGCUCUCCCGCGGCCGGAGUCACAGUCGACAGAUAUCGAAUGCAUCAACCUGGGAAGCCCACUCGCUGUACAGCACCCCGCCGAAACCGCGCCUUAAUCCUCGAUUGCAGGAGCCGCAUCGCACACUAGCUGUCCCUCAAACGCCGUCCCUGCGCUCGCUGCGACCGAUGCGAUCGAACACGUCCGAGAGCUCAGAGGGGAGCGUCAUCCGCUUGGUAGAACCUCAGGGGCCGGGGGACCUCCCGUACACCAUCAACUUCAAUCCGAAUGGUCGUCCGUACGGACAAUAA